UCCAAAGCGGUCCAAAGGGUCCAAACCAAUGAAUACUUCGUUGAUGGCGUUUGAAUUCGAAAGAACUGUUCAUUCGCAAAGAUGCGCACACAGGUUGUGAGUGUUGUGAGGAAACGAUUAGUAUAGUGGGACAUUACUAUAAGAAUGCAGUAUGGAGUACUAUGUAAUAACAAACUUCAUAGUAUCUGUCGCUGUCUGCUGCCAGAACCCAAUAUCCUCACAUUAAUUUGUGUUACUAUAAGAUAAAUUGUGAUAUGACUGCGAAAGUCGGAAUAGUGGAAUGAAAAGAGCGAGAAGAAGCGGUCAUCGCUAUAUAAAUGCACGAUAAACGCCUUUCUGUGGCAACACACAGAUGCAGUGUUGUCUAUGCUGGCGAUCUGGGCAACGGUGCUGUAGACGCGUUUCCGCAGCAACCGACAAACUUCCAACAGUACACGAAGAGAUGUUUUCCUUCAUGUCCGACCAAGAGGUUAUAUGACGAGGAUGGACAUGCAAGUAAACAAUGAGAGUUAAUGGUUUGCCAUGAGGACUGUACAUUGAUAGCACCCAGGAAUUGUACUACAGAGAAUUAGAGGAAUAUUUCCUACUCUAAGAGAAACAUGCUGGACCAAAGGAGCAAACCAUUGAUGACACCAACUUCAGACAGUGAUAAAAGAAUUCGGCGACCACCGAAUGCGUUCAUCAUCUUUGGUAACGAAUGGCGCCGAAAGUUGGCAGCAGAAUAUCCCGAGGAAAGCAAUAAAAAUAUUAGUGUGCGACUGGGUAACAUGUGGCGAGCAAUGAAAAGUGAAGAGAAAAAGAAGUACAUGGAUAUGGCAUGCCAGGCAAAUGCAGAGCACAAGGAAAAAUAUCCUGGUUACACAUACAACCCAAAAGAAGCGCGCAUACGAAAGGUUCUUCGUGCAGUGACCCGUGACCUGAGAAGCCAUAAGAAUGUAAAGGGCCGUAAGGCAAAUACCACCCGGCGUGUGAAACAGGCUGGCAGCCACCACAACCCUGUGCCAUCAAGGGGAAAAGAAUCAAUGUAUAUCUUGGAUAUGAUUCCCAUGGCUAACUUUGCAGCACCUAUUCUUAUAACUAUACCAGCAGCAGCCACUACAACAGCAACCCAGAAGGAACAAACAUCUGCCACAUCGUCAAACAAGAACAGCAAAAACUCGUCUGCCAGCACACAGCGAACUUCAUUAGAAAUUACCAGCACUCUGAGUGACAAUUCUGGUGGUGUCAUUGGAACAGAGAAUACAAACAGUCCCUUUCCAUCAUUCAAGCAAGCUUUUGGUUCCGAGGAAAUUGGCUGUUUUUCGUAUGAAGAACUUGUCAGCAAAACCAUUCAUCAAACUGAGAAUCACCAGUCUACUAGUAAUGAGAAUCCAAACCCACUGGCGUUCAAACUACCACCGUAUGAAUCUUAUGUAGAAGGUUUGCUGCCAGAGUCAGAGUUUAUGAAUGAGAUUCUUGCAUUUGACUCUGUUGCGAGUCUAGAUAAUCAGUUUUAAAGCAAAUUUUUUGAUAAAAUUAAAUGUUCUAAAAAUGAAAUGUGUGUUCAAUUGUAUUUUUAAUUAACCUUUAAACGCCGGACU
Messenger RNA from Cryptotermes secundus, 1580 nucleotides. RefSeq names its product transcription factor SOX-6. Bases 600 to 1496 code for a protein of 298 amino acids. Gene Ontology annotation, molecular function: DNA-binding transcription factor activity, RNA polymerase II-specific; RNA polymerase II cis-regulatory region sequence-specific DNA binding. The record is from RefSeq and is a predicted model, not a curated record. Gene Ontology annotation, biological process: anatomical structure morphogenesis; cell differentiation; regulation of DNA-templated transcription. Lineage: Eukaryota; Metazoa; Arthropoda; Insecta; Blattodea; Kalotermitidae. The transcript is spliced from 6 exons.